Messenger RNA from Tribolium castaneum (red flour beetle), 1598 nucleotides. RefSeq names its product G1/S-specific cyclin-D2. Gene Ontology annotation, biological process: regulation of cyclin-dependent protein serine/threonine kinase activity; mitotic cell cycle phase transition. Gene Ontology annotation, cellular component: cyclin-dependent protein kinase holoenzyme complex; nucleus; cytoplasm. Gene Ontology annotation, molecular function: cyclin-dependent protein serine/threonine kinase regulator activity. The record is from RefSeq and is a predicted model, not a curated record. NCBI's taxonomy places the organism in Eukaryota, Metazoa, Arthropoda, Insecta, Coleoptera, Tenebrionidae. The transcript is spliced from 4 exons. The coding region runs from base 133 to 990 and encodes 285 amino acids.
CCCCCCACGUGCACCAUCACAACAAUAAUUAAUUUUCCUUCGCCACCGCUGCCACCAGUUGCGAAAGAACUACAAGAGGCAGAGGAGUAGUCGAUCGUUCAAACGCGCGCAAACCACGUGAAGUGUAGUGUCAUGGAUCUCGCUUGUACGGAAAAAAUCACCGCUCCGACCUACGCCCCCAAAGACCCCAACAUCUUCAACGACUUUCGCGUCAUGAAACACCUACUGAGCGACGAAGUGUUGUACACACCCCACACUAACUAUUUUCAAAACGUUCAAACCGACAUCGAACCCUUUAUGCGAAAAGUUGUAGCGACUUGGAUGCUGGAGGUCUGUGAAGAACAAAUGUGUGAAGACCAGAUUCUUCCAUUGGCGGUUAAUCUAAUGGAUCGGUUUCUCUGUGUGUGCCCUAUCAGAAGGCAGCAGUUACAACUCCUGGGGGCCACUUGCCUCCUCAUCGCCUCCAAAGUCAGGAGUACGAAUAUUUUGCCCAUUGACCUGCUCUGUGCCUACACCGACUACAGUGUCACUAGCGAAAUGUUGGUGAGUUGGGAACUCCUGGUGUUGUCCAAACUCAAAUGGAAUAUCGCCGCGAUUACUGGCUUCGAUUUCAUCGAUCAAAUCAUCGAGAGGUGUUCGUGGGGCGGCGAAAGCAGUUUGUUGAGGAGGCACGCGCACACCCUCGUCUCCAUCUGUUACACAGAGCCCUCGCUGGUGCAGACCCCUCCCUCUGCCAUCGCAGCGGCGUGCAUUUGCUCGGCCGUGCGAGGCCUCAAACUGUCUUCGUCAACGGCUGCCACAAGUGACGUUUGUUCAAUGGUGAGCAUCGAGAGCGAAACUUUGGAAGUCUUGGUCGCAAUCGUUGACAACGCUGUUGAUAAAGUCGUCCCGAAAACCCCCGAAAAGCCCUCCAAGACUGUGGAAGGUUUCGAAAGCCCGCAGUAUCCGCAACCGGAAACUCCGACUGAAGUUGAAAACAUCUAUUUCUAAACAAUUGUUGGCCAUUUUGUUUGUGUUAUUUAGAUUUAAUUUUAUUGAUGAAUUCUAGACACGUUUGAAGUAAUGUUACGUUGAAUAGCCAAAAAGACGCAAAAUGAUCUCUUGUUUACCAGUAGUAUUGACAAUGUGUUAUGUAACCUAGAUUCCUGCUAUUGUAUUUGAUCUCAAAUUCAUAGUUUAAAUAGUUUAUGUGCACCGUUAGUGCUAGUUGUGUUAAGGGCACACCUACUUUUAAGAACUCUUCUGUGAUUACAUCAAACCACUUAAAUUGAUUGGCACAAAAGUACUGGUAUUUGGACGCAUGUUUUAAAAAUUGUUUUUUGACACUCUUUUGGUUAUUGGUUUGUUAUCUAGUCUUUAGUUUUGUAUUGCUUUAGUUAAUUUUUCGUAUUUAUAGUAGCAUAAUAUACUCAGAUAGCAUCUAUACUUGUGUACUUGUAUUUUUCCACAUGUACUAUGUAUUUAUUAAUCAUAACUUAUUGUAACACCAAAGUUUUUAAGUUGAGUACUUAAAGUGUUCAAUAUUAUUUUAUAUUAUUUUUCAUAAAAUGUACUACUUUCAGAUUAGUUUUAUAUUAAAACAAUGUUUAAAGCGAGAA